This is a messenger RNA of Oryctolagus cuniculus (rabbit), 2063 nucleotides long. It is a transcript of the gene INHBE, whose product is annotated as inhibin subunit beta E. NCBI's taxonomy places the organism in Eukaryota, Metazoa, Chordata, Mammalia, Lagomorpha, Leporidae. Gene Ontology annotation, molecular function: cytokine activity; hormone activity; growth factor activity. The record is from RefSeq and is a predicted model, not a curated record. Gene Ontology annotation, cellular component: extracellular region.
AACUGAGCAUGUGAAAUCAUCCUCUUUCUUGCAUCAUGCAUGUCCACACUGCCCCCCACCCCCAUACCCCUACUCAAGCUCAGUCACCAGGCGGGAUGGUGAAACCCGAGCUCUGGGGAGGGGAGACCUCCACCCCUGCAGGGGCCUGAUGGGCAGCCCAGCUGGCCAAUCCCCGGGCUCAGAGGCCAGAUCUGCAGGCUGACCACUAGGUAAGGGAGCCCCAGGCAGCUGGUCUAAAGAGGCCCUGGCUCAGUUGCCAGACACAAACUGUGAGGGUUGACCAUAGCUCCCCAUCAGGCCGCCCACUUCCAGCUUUUCUCAGUCCCAGGCAAUAGAAGACAGGUGGCCCUGCCCUUGGCCAAGGAUAGGUGUGGCCCUUGUGCCUGCUGCCACACGACAUCAGACUCAACAGACAGAACAACAUCCACCCAAGGCUCCUGACCUGGGGCCACCCACCAGGAGCAUGGGGCUCCCGGAUGUCCAGCUCUGCCUGGUUCUGCUGUGGACACUGGGGUGGGCACGAAGGGCAGGAUCGGAGUGCCCCGCCUGUGGGGGCCCAACCCUGGCACCCCAGGCAGAACGAGCUGUGGUCCUGGAGCUGGCCAAGCAGCAAAUUCUGGAGGGGCUGCACCUGACCAGCCGGCCAAGAAUAACACAUCCUCCACCCCCGGCAGCGCUGACCACAGCCCUCCGAAGGCUCCAGCCUGGGAGCGUGGCUCCAGGGAACGGGGAAGAAAUUGUCAGCUUUGCUACUGUCACAGACUCCUCCCCUGCAGCAUGCAGCUCCAUGCUCACCUUCCACCUGCCCACGCCUCGGUCCCACCACCUGUACCGUGCCCGCCUCUGGCUGCACGUGUUCCCCACCUCUCCUGGCACUCUUAACUUGAAGAUUUUCCGAUGGAGCCCAAGGAGGAGGCACCGAGGAUCCCGCACCCUCCUGGGUGAGCACCAAUUGAGUCUCCCGGGCUGGCAAGCCCUGACUCUGCCCCCUAGUGGCUUGAGGGGUGAAAGAUCUGGCGUCCUGAAACUCCAGCUGGACUGCAGACCCUUGAAAGGCAACAGAACAGCCGCUGGACCACCGAGGCAGCGGCUCCUGGACAUGGCGGGACACCAGCGGCCCUUCCUGGAGCUUAAGAUGCGGGCCAAUGAGCCUGGAGCAGGCCGAGCCAGGAGGAGGACUCCCACCUGUGAGCCUGAGACUCCCUUAUGUUGUAGACGAGACCACUAUGUGGACUUCCAGGAACUGGGAUGGCGGGACUGGAUCCUGCAGCCUGAGGGGUACCACCUGAAUUACUGCAGUGGGCAGUGCCCACUCCACCUGGCUGGCAGCCCGGGCAUUGCUGCUUCCUUCCAUUCGGCCGUCUUCAGUCUUCUCAAGGCCAAUAAUCCUUGGCCUGCAGGUACUUCCUGCUGUGUCCCCACUGCCCGAAGGUCCCUUUCUCUGCUCUACCUCGACCAUAAGAGCAAUGUGGUCAAGACAGAUGUGCCAGAUAUGGUGGUGGAGGCUUGUGGCUGCAGCUAGCGAGAAGACCUGGGCAAUGGCAGGAAGACAUCAAGUCGGGGGCUCCCAGGCGAAGCCACCUGCGGUCCAUCAGUGAAGUCAUAAGAUUCCUGAUCCUCUCCGCCUCCCAACAGGCCGCCUGUGUCGCCCCAAGGAACCCAGAUGGGCACUUUCUCGUUCCAGCCUCAGGCCAGGCUGGUGGGUGUGUGGGGAGAAGGGGAAAGGGUCGUGCAGCAGGAUUUCCUAUCCUAAGCCCUGGGAGGAGGGGGCAGGGGCUAGGAAGGGGUGGGGUGGGGGGAAGGAGAAGGCAGAGAAAAACUGCUUGACUCUGCCCAAAAGGGUUAGUCCUCUGAUGGGAGAGGGCGGAAGCAGAGGGCGCAGGGGACGAGGGGCAGGGCAGACAGGCUGGCCAAGGGAAGGGACGCAGAAAUGCUCCGGGCAGGGGGUGCAGGAGCCGCCCUGAAAUGGGCGAAGUCUGAGAAGCUAUCUGGUUUUGCCCUGGAGCACAGGUCUCUCCCCAGAGACAGACAUUUCUACUUUCUUAAUAAAAAUGAGAAAGCAA